This is a messenger RNA of Daucus carota subsp. sativus, 1060 nucleotides long. RefSeq names its product pre-mRNA cleavage factor Im 25 kDa subunit 2. The record is from RefSeq and is a predicted model, not a curated record. Bases 23 to 712 code for a protein of 229 amino acids. Gene Ontology annotation, molecular function: mRNA 3'-UTR AU-rich region binding. The transcript has 7 exons. Lineage: Eukaryota; Viridiplantae; Streptophyta; Magnoliopsida; Apiales; Apiaceae. Gene Ontology annotation, cellular component: mRNA cleavage factor complex.
UGCGCAUGAAAAUAGUCGAGGCAUGUGCAGAGCGAGUAAAUAUAAAUUACAAUACGACCCCCCUUCGUCUCCAUCCCCAACUCACACACCGGCCGGAUCCGACACAACCAUGGUCACGUCGCCGAUCGUAAACACAUACCCACUCGCCAGCUACACUUUCGGAGUCAAAGAGCCCAAAAUGGAGAAAGACACCUCCGUCGCCGAUCGUUUAGCUCGUAUGAAAGUCAAUUAUAUGAAGGAGGGUAUGAGGACUAGCGUCGAAGGGAUAUUGAUGGUACAAGAACACAAUCACCCACAUAUACUUCUGCUGCAAAUUGGGAACACUUUUUGCAAGCUUCCUGGUGGGCGUCUAAAGCCAGGAGAGAAUGAAAUUGAAGGCUUAAAAAGAAAGCUUUCCAGCAAACUUGCUGCUACUUCACCUGGUAUACAACCUGACUGGCAGAUAGGCGAGUGCGUGGCUACAUGGUGGAGGCCAAAUUUUGAAACAGUAAUGUACCCCUACUGCCCUCCCCACAUAGCAAAACCGAAGGAAUGUAAGAAGAUUUUUCUUGUUCAUUUGUCGGAGAGAGAGUACUUCGCAGUGCCAAAGAACUUGAAACUUCUUGCUGUUCCAUUGUUUGAACUCUAUGAUAAUGUUCAGAGAUAUGGACCUGUCAUCUCCACCAUUCCGCAGCAGUUAUCUAGAUUCCAGUUUAGCAUGAUGCAGGCAUAAAUAAGGAGAGAACUUUAGAUCUCAGUCAGCGGUAGGACUUGUUGGGGGAAUUUGAGUUGUUAGGUGUGCAGGUCCUGAACUUUGCUGAUGACAGAAAAGUUUGUUUGACUUAUCUGGACGUUUUAUUUCUAGACUUAAUAUUUAAAAAUAUUUAGAAAAGAUGAGGAGCUGUCUGGUGCUAGUUUUUAUCAGGACAAGGUAUACUUCGUCGUGUGAGUAGUAUUGAAUUCCAUGUUGUGAGGCAAAGUUCUUCAUUUCUGUUCAUGGAUUUACUUCUGAUGUCAUAUGAUUUACUGGUUCUUCUGUAUGAAUAAUAAAUUAAUAUUAACAAUUUCUGUUCUCUUGAUA